GGCAUUGCCAACGGGCGGGGCCGAGCUGUGGCGCGGAGCGGGGCGGAGGACAGGUGGGUUGGAGUCUGGGGCUCCCCGUUGCGGUGAGGAGAAGCGUAGGUGUAGAGUGAGGUGCCUCCUCGGCGUGCCCUGCCCACGGUGUUACCGGCGCUGCCCGCUUCGUACUGUCCUGAAGUGACGCGGCGUGCGCUGCUGGUGCCGCCGUCCUGGCCUGCUGGGGCCCAGCAUGGCAGCGCCGAGUCCGCCCUCAGCCUGUGCAGGACCUUCGGGUAAAAGGCAGGAAGCCAGAGAGAGGUUACAUAACGUAACAGGAAUGGAAGCGGGAGGCGUGUUCACACUGAGCUGUGACAGCGUUGCCCAAAGGAAAACACCAUGAAAACACGUAUUUAGAUGUUAAGAGACGGCGGGGAAUUCAAAAUCAGCAGAGGAUUCAGUGGGGGAGGCAAAGAUUUAUGGCAUACGACAUGGUGGAUCUGUGCUGGAAGCUGUCUGUCUGCUUUUUCUGCUAUCAAGUUGUCUCAGGAAGAGUUAAGAAGGAAGCCCGUUACGUCGCUGCUGUGUAUGAACAUGAGUCCAUCCUGAGUCCUAACCCAACAGCCCUCAUUGAUCGACAGUCUGCACUGGAACUCAUGGGCAGAAACCUGGACAUCUAUGACCAGCAAGUAGCGGCUGCUGCAAGACAGGGGGCACAGAUCAUUGUUUUUCCUGAAGAUGGAAUCCAUGGCUUCAACUUCACAAGAAGAUCAAUUUAUCCUUACUUAGAUUUUGUUCCGCAUUCCAGCUCUGUGAAGUGGAAUCCAUGCAGAGAGAAGUAUUUGUUCAACGACACAGAGGUUCUUCAACGUCUGAGCUGCAUGGCACUGAAGAACAAAAUAUUCCUGGUGGCAAACUUAGGAACUAAGCAACCCUGUAAGCACACUGACCCUCACUGUCCACGUGAUGGAAGAUACCAGUUCAAUACCAACGUGGUGUUCAACGAUGCCGGUACACUGAUAGCCACGUACCGUAAACACAAUCUGUAUUUUGAAUAUGCUUUUGAUACCCCUACAGAGCCUGACUAUAAGCUCUUUGAUACCCCUUUUGCUGGCAAAUUUGGUAUGUUUACUUGCUUUGACAUCCUCUUCUUUGAGCCAGCAGUGAAUCUAAUCAGACAGUACAAUGUAAAACAGAUUGUAUAUCCGACUGCCUGGAUGAACCAGCUCCCACUCCUGUCUGCUGUAGAAUUUCAACAAGCUUUUGCAACAGCUUUCAGCGUCAAUAUUUUAGCAGCUAAUAUCCAUCACCCUACCUUGGGCAUGACAGGGAGUGGCAUAUACACUCCAGUCAAAUCAUUUAUAUAUCACAACAUGGAAAGUUACGGUGGCAAGCUCAUAGUAGCAGAAAUUCCCGUCAUGAGCACAGAUUACAAAACCGAUUUGGAGCAUAAUGAAAGAUUUAGAGAGAAUGUACGUCGUUCAUGCAAUACUUUUACAAGUACCUCAGAGGAUGACCAAGUCUGCUUUAUGGAAGGACAGGAGGCCCCUGGCAAAGUAUCAGAAAAAGGAACUGAACAGUCGCCUCCCCUAUUCUAUGCAGAAAUGAUGUAUGACAAUUUUACUUUUGUUCCUGUAUGGGCAGAAAAAGGAGAACUUCAGGUUUGUGCCAAUACUCUUUGUUGCUACUUAAAUUAUAAGAGAGAUGUUUUAACUGAUGAAUUAUACGCUUUGGGAGUUUUUGAUGGGCUCCAUACAGUGAAUGGCAUAUACUAUGUCCAGGCCUGUGCAUUAGUAAAGUGUGGAGGUCUCAGCUUUAGCACUUGUGGGCAGGAGGUUACAGAUGCCACUGCUGUGAUAGAUUUCCAGCUAUGGGGAAAUAUGAGUACUCCUUAUAUCUUUCCUUUACUGCUGACAUCUGGUAUUACCUUGGACUUUGCUGAUCACAUGGGCUGGAAAAACAACCACUAUUUCCUAAGCAAAAAUAGAACUUCUAAUGGCCUACUGACAGCUGCUCUGUAUGGACGAUGGUAUGAAAAAGACUAGCACAGAUAUUUAACUGCAUCAGAUUUUCAGAGUGUGUAUCUUAACAUGAACUGUUGAACAUCUGUACUUCAGAAUCUUCAGGUACGUUUGUUACAUGACUGUCUAAUUGGAUUCUACAUUUCAAAUGAUGACCAAAGAGACUAUAAACCAUAGCGUGUACCUUGGAAGCUUAUGUCUUUCCACAAGUAAAUGAAUUUCCUUGCAAGUCUGAAGGCUUGUUACAGUGUGUUUGAGAUAUUUUAUAUUAGGAAAAUAAUCUCAUUUCAACUGAAUUUGCCCCUUUGUAUUUAGUUCUUUGGCUUUGUGGGGAUCUGGUGGGAGCGGAAAUAAAAACAGUGGAAAACCAUUUAAAAGAGAAGAAAAAUAGGAAAGGGAAUGGCACUGAUUACACAAAUAUAUGCAAGAAAAUAGAUGCAUAUAGCUUGAAUAGCGUCGGGUUCUGAUUUCUGGUUAGAGUGCUAAUGUUUUUUCCUCACUUUCAACUCCCUUCCUCCCUCCUAUCUGAAAUCUUUACCAUUUACUGACCACUUUGCUUGGCUGUUAGCAACCUCACUAACUAAGUGUAUGUUACCACUGUGAACAUCUGUGGAACAACCAGUCUGGGAAGGAGUAUAUCAACUGCUGUACUGAAACACUAGCCUUCACUAAGGCAUAAUUUCCAUGCUCCUGUGCAAGCAAUUGUGUUUAAAGAAAACUCAACAAUGAAUCUCAGCAACUAUGCUAUGUACUACUUUAGUAUUUUGACUUUCCCUUUUUUAAAGAGAAGUCAUUGCAUGCCUGUUUUGACUUAGAGGCAACUUAAACAUUGUAAAUUCAUUCAAUAAGAGCUGUGCAAAGCACAUAAUUAAUUGUGGGACAGUAGGGUUUUUACAUAAAUUGUGUGCCAGGUGGUAGGUUCCUGCUGUUGAAACACAGCAUUCUUUCCACAGCCAUAGCUAGAUGGGAUGCUAUAAAUACUGUCCUGCAAUGGCAAACUUUUACUGCAGUGGAGAUGCUUGCAAAAGGAUGUUUAAAGGAUAUUAUUUUGGGCUUAAAAUUAGAGAAAAUAAUUUCUUCUGAACCAUCAUAAUUUUGGGAGCUCUCAUUGGCUGUUACAACUUCAUCCGUGUAAUAGCUGUUAAGUAACUGACUAAUAAACACAGUUGUUCCUUUGGUGUG
Gallus gallus (chicken) is the source of this 3176-nucleotide messenger RNA. It is a transcript of the gene BTD, whose product is annotated as biotinidase. Bases 453 to 2018 code for a protein of 521 amino acids. Gene Ontology annotation, molecular function: hydrolase activity, acting on carbon-nitrogen (but not peptide) bonds, in linear amides. The record is from RefSeq and is a predicted model, not a curated record. Lineage: Eukaryota; Metazoa; Chordata; Aves; Galliformes; Phasianidae. The transcript is spliced from 4 exons.